GGUGCGGGGUGUAUAUAAAGAGAAGACAUGACCGGAACUGUAGAGAAUCUGGUACGCGUCUUAUCACUUCAUUGCACCUAAGCUAUCAAAUAUGGCACGCCUUACACAGCUCACUGCCAUCCUGGUAGCUGCAGCCCUCAGCAGCGCACGCGAACCCUUCCUCAAAGAACGCCAGGUGCCCGCAGACCCAACCGGUGUCACGACCAUCACCUCAGCCCAAGGCGCAGAGAUCCGCUUCAAGCAACCCGGAAAACAAGGUAUAUGCGAAACGAAGGAGGGAGUCGACGACUAUGCCGGCUACAUCAGCCUCAACGAGAAGACAAACAUGUUCUUCUGGUUCUUUGAAGCUCGUGAAAAGCCAUCAGAGAAGCCUUUGACACUGUGGCUAAACGGAGGACCGGGAAGUGAUUCUUUGAUCGGGUUGUUUCAGGAGCAUGGGCCUUGCAACGUUACAGAGGACCUGAAGACGCAGUGGAAUCCCUACUCCUGGAACGAACACAGCAACAUGCUGUAUCUGAGCCAACCGGUCGGUGUAGGAUUUUCGUACGAGACUACCAGGAAUGAUACCAAGGGAAGAUAUUCGCUCGUAGACGCUGACACUGCGAACACGACGGAUGCUGCGGCAAUUGGCGCUUGGCAUAUCCUACAGGCGUUCUUGGAGUUGAGUCCGCAGCUGGAUCCUGAUAUCACAAACUUUACUUUCAAUCUUUGGACUGAAAGUUAUGGCGGCCAUUAUGGUCCGGGCUUCUACAACUACUUCUACCAGCAAAACGAAGCGAUCCGCAAUGGCACUGUUCCUGGCGUAGAGCUUCAAAUGGAUACCCUUGGCAUCAUCAACGGCAUUAUCGACGAGCAAAUUCAGGCGCCUUACUAUCCCGAGUUUGCCGUGAAUAACACCUACGGCAUCAAGGCUAUCAAUGACACAGUCUACACAUUUAUGAAGCAAGCAUAUUACUUUCCGGAAGGCUGCCAUGACCAGAUCGAAUAUUGCAAGCAGGCCAAUCGCUCUACCGAAGCCGGUCAAUUGACUUGUUCAUCUGCCACCAACCUCUGUCGCUCACUCGUCGAAGAACCAUACUAUUCGUUUGGUGGCCGUGGCGUCUACGACAUACGCCAUCCCUACGAUGACCCCACGCCCCCUGACUACUUCGAAGACUUUCUCAACCUCGCGUCGACACAAGAAGCUAUUGGCGUGAACAUCAACUACACAACCACUAACGCGCGCAACGUCUCUGCCGGAUUUGCCUCAACUGGAGACUUUGUCUUCCCCAACUUCAUCGAAGAUCUCGAGGAGAUUUUAGGCUACGGCGUUCGCGUCGCUCUUCUCUACGGCGACGCAGACUACAUUUGCAACUGGUUCGGCGGCCAAGCUGUCUCACUUGCCGUAAACUACACCCACAGCGAAGCCUUCCGCGCAGCAGGCUACACGCCCUUCCUCGUCGACGGCGUGGAAUACGGCGAGGUGCGUGAGCAUGGAAAUUUCAGCUUCACGCGAAUCUACGAGGCGGGCCAUGAGGUGCCGUAUUAUCAACCUGAGGCCAGCUUGGAGCACUUCAAGAGAGUGCUCGAUCAUGUCGUUAUUGCGGAUGGAAGUCAGGUUGUAACGAGUGAUUAUGGCACGAAUGGUACGGCCAAGGCUACCCAUACGGAGACUUUUGUGCCGUUGCCACCUUCGAGUACGCCUAGUGCGGUGAGGAGGGUGAAGAGAGGGAGUCAAUAG
Cucurbitaria berberidis CBS 394.84 is the source of this 1720-nucleotide messenger RNA. Its product is annotated as peptidase S10, serine carboxypeptidase. Gene Ontology annotation, molecular function: serine-type carboxypeptidase activity. Lineage: Eukaryota; Fungi; Ascomycota; Dothideomycetes; Pleosporales; Cucurbitariaceae. The transcript is spliced from 3 exons. Gene Ontology annotation, cellular component: fungal-type vacuole. Gene Ontology annotation, biological process: proteolysis. The record is from RefSeq and is a predicted model, not a curated record. The coding region runs from base 92 to 1720 and encodes 542 amino acids.